This is a messenger RNA of Salvelinus fontinalis (brook trout), 3880 nucleotides long. RefSeq names its product arf-GAP with Rho-GAP domain, ANK repeat and PH domain-containing protein 1-like. Gene Ontology annotation, molecular function: GTPase activator activity. Gene Ontology annotation, biological process: signal transduction. The transcript is spliced from 19 exons. Bases 1 to 2715 code for a protein of 904 amino acids. NCBI's taxonomy places the organism in Eukaryota, Metazoa, Chordata, Actinopteri, Salmoniformes, Salmonidae. The record is from RefSeq and is a predicted model, not a curated record.
AUGCCUGUCCCCUUCGGUCCAGACAUGCCUGUGCCAGUACCAAAACCACGGGCACGGUACAAGCGGGCUGGCGGGAGCUUACAGAGCCAGCUCUCUUCUGAGAGUGUGGUGUCAAGGCAGGUUGGUGUUGUCCCCAAUGGAGAAACCCCUCAGCCUCCUGUGGAACAGGCGUCUAUGCAGACCAGACCAAUCAAACAAAAGACCCCGCGUGCUGCCACCAUCCGCGUCAGCAGGAGAAAGCAGGCAGCAGCGAGUGGUGGUGGUGGUGACCAGAUAGCAGAGUCCUCUCGUAGGGAGAGUGUCGUGUCCAGAUCCAGCUGGCUGGAUGUAUGGAAGGGACGCAGGCACAAUGUUCUGUGGGCCACCCUGGAUGGACCGUUGGUAUCACUAUGGAAGAAACGAACAGACAAGUUCACAGACAUAGUGUUCCACGUGUCAAGCAUCACCGAUGUCCGUAAGCAGGAGAAAGGACGCUUCUCCAUUUACUUCAGCAAGAAACACUUUGAGUUCAUGGCACACAACAAAGAGGUGCAGGAGGGCUGGGUGACUUCCCUCCUGGCUUCUCGUGGACGGGACGUCCCAGUCCCUCCGGAGCAGCAUGGAGCCCUGACCAUGAAGAACCCUCGCAGCAGUAGAGUGUACGCUGCCAUCUGUGGACACAACCUAUGGAUCUACAACAAUAAAGAGGACUUCCAGUUGGGGGUUGGGAUGACCUUUGUGUCCAUGAACGUGGCGUCAGUGAAGCAGACUGGCCGUCAUAACUUCAGCCUCAUCACACCGUACAAAACCUUCAAUUUCUCCACAGACUCGUUGAGGGAGCUGGGCGUGUGGCUGGGGAGCCUGACCCAGGUGAUCCGCAGUGCCCUGUCAUGCAGCGAGGUGGCCGAGCGACUCUGGGUCAGCCCAUGGAACAAAGUGUGUGCCGACUGUGGCUGUGCCAACCCUGAGUGGGCCUCAGUCAACCUGCUGGUGGUCAUCUGUGAGGCCUGUGCAGGCCAGCAUCGGUCUUUGGGCAUACACGUGUCCAAAGUGAGAAGCCUGAAGUUGGACAUUAAAGUGUGGACCGAACCUCUGAUUCUGCUCUUUGUCCAUUAUGGGAACAAAGCAGCCAAUGAAGUGUGGGCUCACAACGUGCCGGGUGCAGAGCAGAUCCUGCCGGACUCCUCUGUGGAUCAGAGGGGGGAGUUCAUUAGGGCCAAGUACACCAAGGGCCGAUACAGACGGACCCAUCCGUUAGCCUCCAGCCAGAACCUGCUCAACAAGAGGCUGUGUGAGAUAGUGUGUGGCCCUAACGUCCCAGAGACCAUGUCCCUGCUGUGCUCGGGGGCGCGGGUCCUGUGCCACUCAGGGGACCCUCAAUGCUCCUCACCCAUCUCACUGGCAGAGCGGGCUGGACAGGCCAUGCAGACUGAGCUCCUCAGACACAACGAGUACACAGAAGCCCAGCAGAGACCCUGCUACCUCGGUCCCCUUGUCUGCUGCAGGUACACGUAUACUAUGAGUGCAUCACAAUUGCCUAGAAGGGGACUUCGUAGUGGGUGUGAAAUUGUAAACGUGCGUGUGGCAGGAGAGGAGCUCCAUGGGAAGUUGGAGGAGGACCGUUUCCUGUUCUCCCAGGAGAAUGACUCCGCUGCCUGUGAUGUUCUGGACCUGAGGGAGGUCAUCUCCAUCUUCGACUGCUCCAACGGACCAACUCAUGCGUUUGAGAUGGUGACUCUGACGGACCAGUUGCUGUGCAGUUCGGAUACAGAAGAUGGUUUACUCGUACACCUUCUCCAUAUUCUCAAGGUGGUGUUGCCCGGGCCCAUAGAUGAGGAGGUGCCGGACAGGGGGUUUGCUAUGUCCCGGGUGUCUCUCAGGGAGGGAGGAGGCCUGCAGCACAACGAGGUCUGGGCAGUGCUCCGUGGAGGUCAGGUCCUCAUCUAUCCUACUGACCAGCAGCGCCACAGAGAAAGGCUAACACUCAACCUCGAGACGCAAUACAAGAUAGAUUCCUCUGAGAACACCAUAGAGCUGGUCACUGGAGAGAGAACCAUGUCCAUGCAGUUUGAACGAGACCACAGCUGUCAGUCCUGGCACAGCCUACUGAAACGGGCAGUGACCACAGAGAGGAAGCUGUACCAGCUGCCCCCCAACGUCAUUGGCAAUGUGCCCCCUGCCAUCGAGAGGUGUAUCUCACACAUCACCCAAUAUGGUUUAAAGGUGGAUGGGCUGUACCGGCGCUGUGGCUUGGCCACAAAGAUCAGUUGUCUGGUGGAUGCCCUCUGCAGUUCACCUACAACUACCCCUCUGGACACAUACGAAGAGGGUCUCCUGGACGCUGCAGGGGCCCUGAAGCAGUAUGUCCGCCAGCAGGUGGUGCUCAUCCCAGAAACACACAGGAAACUAUGGGUUGAGGCUGCAGCUCACACAGAAGAGACCUUUAGACUGGCUACGUACCGCGGACUCCUGAAGAAGCUGCCCUCUGACAACAGAAUCACACUCAACGCCCUCUGCGGACACUUCUACAUAGUUCAGCAGUAUAGUACAGAGAACCGUAUGACAGCUCAGAACCUGGCGCUGGUGUUUGUCCCCACACUAUUCCCGGAGCUGGCCACGAACACUGACAUGGUGCAGCUCACCAGAGAGCUCAUUAUCCACCACACACUCCUCUUCCUGGUAAGGCACUUUGAACUCCAUCUCUUCUAUUGGACAAUGGAACAUAUAGCAGCAUAAAGCAGUGAAAGACUGACAGUGAACUAGACUAGACAUUUUUACCUACCAUGUCUUGCAAUCUACAGGGUAAAGAAGAGGAGUCUGACAUGGAGAGUGAAGAACUAAUAACUAAAUUAUAGAAGAAAUAUACAGUACCAGUCAAAAGUUUGGGCAGUAUUCCACAAAAUAGUAACAGGAUUUCUAGCAAACAAUAUAUUGCAAGAUGUUCAGAUUUUCAAAAUGUUCCAAAAUAUGCAAGAGGGGAGAACAUUAAUACUAAGGCCUCUUCGGUUUCUCCCUGAAAUAAAAAUGUGUAAAAUGAAUAUAGAGCAGUGUGAAUUUAACAUACAUUUAUCAACAUAAUUGACAACGUGCCUUUUAUGUUUAAACAAUAAGGCAUGAGAAUCCGUGAAUUAUUGUGUGAAUAACUCCUGACAAAGGGCUGUUCUUUAUUUUAAUGAGUAAAUUCAUUUUAUUUAAUCUUUUCACCUGAUGAUAUAGUCCAGGCAAAAGCCAGUUGUUAAUUUUGAGGUUCUGACCUGGUUGUUAAUUCUAUUCUGUCACGUUCCUGACCUUAUUUUCUUUGUUUAGUGUUUGUUUAGUUGGUCAGGACGUAAGCUGGGUGGGUGUAGUCUAUGUUAUGUGUUUCUUUGUUUAGGUUUGUCUUAUUGGCCUGAUAUGGUUCUCAAUCAGAGGCAGGUGUUUUACGUUGUCUCUGAUUGGGAACCAUAUUAAGGUAGCCUGUUUUCACUGUUGGUUUGUGGGUGACUGUUCCUGUUCGUGUGUUCCUGGGUUUUUCUGUGUUCACUAGUUCGGGACUGUAGCUUCGUUGGUUUUUCAUCUGUUUAUUGUUUUUGUUCAUAUUGAGAAGUAUUCUAAUAAAUUAUGGAUACGCACUACGCUGCGCUUUGGUCCUCCCCUCUUUCCACCGACAAAAGACGUUACAGAAUCACCCACCAAAAAAGGACCAAGCAGCGUGGUAACGGACAGCGGCAGCAGCAGCGAUGUCAGGAGGAAUGGAUUUGGGAAGAGGUGUUGAACGGAAAGGGUUGCUACACAUGGGAGGAGAUCCUGGCUGGAAGGGAUCGCCUUCCAUGGGAACAGGUGGAGGCAGCUAGGAGAGCGGAGGCAGCUGCGAAAGGGAACCGGUGUUACGAGGGAACUCGCCUGGCAAGGAAGCCCGAUA